Molecule: messenger RNA, 1742 nt
Organism: Erpetoichthys calabaricus (reedfish)
Lineage: Eukaryota; Metazoa; Chordata; Cladistia; Polypteriformes; Polypteridae
Gene: atf4a
Product: activating transcription factor 4a
Exons: 3
Coding region: 276-1445 (389 amino acids)
Biological process (GO): regulation of transcription by RNA polymerase II
Cellular component (GO): ATF1-ATF4 transcription factor complex; ATF4-CREB1 transcription factor complex; nucleus
Molecular function (GO): DNA-binding transcription activator activity, RNA polymerase II-specific; RNA polymerase II transcription regulatory region sequence-specific DNA binding
Source: RefSeq, a predicted model, not a curated record
AUGCAGAGAAAGGAACUGUUUUGAGACUUACAGCCCCUCCCCUCUCCUCUCCGGGAACGCGCCAACAGCAGCAAUGGCAGUAUAACGGCGUGCAGCGGCCCAAGCAGCAGCGGCAAAAACGGCAGUGCAGCGGCGAAUUGCACUGGCAUUUUAUUCGGCAAACAUGGCGUCCCACGUGGCAUUCCUCAGCAUUGCUGCUGUCGACAGCAUAGAAGAUCGGCUCGACUCCUUCUUGUUAGAUUAUUUGUACCCCUUCCAAACUUUGACCCACUCCAAUGACGACUGCAAUGAGCUCCUUGUCCUUAGACCUGCCCUUCUUGGACCAGUCAUUUCUGACGGCUGACUUGGGGCAGGGGCUGGGGGACUUCCUCCUCAAUGACUACGAACCACAUCUGGAUGGGGCCAGCUUGUCCCCCUCAUCCAUUUCCACCCCUUUCUGUCACACUAAAAAGCAAGUGAGCGAUGAUCCGACUGCCCUCCAAUGGUUACUUGAAAGUCCCAUGCCUCACAGUGACAGCAAAGCAGAUUCACUCUGUGACAUGGAUUGGAUGACUGAACAGAUGAAUCUGAAUGAGUUCGACUUGGAUUUCCUUGUGGGAUCCUGUGAUUUGGAGGGUUCCAGUAGCUCCCCAGAAGAGCUUAUUGCCUCACUUGACCCCUGUAACUUGGACCUGGGAGAACUACCACUCCAUCCUCCAGUCUCAUUAAUGUCUCCUGCCAGCAGUGACAGUAUUUCAGAAGAGACUGUACCUCCUGUUGAAUUGGUACAAGAAAUGUUAAAUGUGGAAGAGCUUGAAACUCCACUGUGUAUUUCUGAGCCUAUAACUGGCCUGAAUGAGAUUGGAGAGGAUAUUGUGGUGGUUCUCUCAGUACCAGAAGUAAAAUGCGAACCUACUUCUCCUAUAUCUUUCGUGUCAGAAAGUAAUCAUCUAGAGAGUGAAACUAUUUUAGUCUAUUCCUCUCCCUCUCCCCCUUUUAAGGAAGAGGUGGAAAUAACUGAUGAUGGCGAUAGUGGCAUAGGAUCUAAUUGUGGUUCACCACCAGGCAGCCUUAGCCCCAACAACCCCCCCAGCCCAAUGAAUUUGGAAUCUGAAUCUACCAUGGUGGUGGUAAGUGUGGUUGGCUUCUCUCGGGCCAAGCCUUAUGCUCGCCCCCCUGUUAAGGCAGAGAAGCCUCACGCAGCGAAAUUAAAGUCCGCUUCUUCAGAGCCUAGAGUGGUGGAAAAAAAGAUAAAAAAGAUGCAACAAAACAAAACUGCAGCCACCAGGUAUCGUCAAAAGAAACGGGCAGAGAAUGAAACACUGCAGUCAGAAUGUGCAGAAUUAGAAACGAAGAACAAGAUUUUGGUAGAGAAGGUAGAAUCAAUCACUAAGGAAAUUCAGUAUCUUAAGGAUUUGAUAGAGGAAGUUCGCAGUGCAAAAAAGAGAAAACAAAGCACCCUUUAGUGUAGGCCUGUAUUCAGUGUCUUGUCCAGUCCACUUUUCACCCAGCCCCAUUUAGCUUGCUUUUGUUAGUCCUUGAGUCAUCAGACUUGCUGAGAUUAUAGUUCAACUUCUACAAUCUCCAAUAUUAAAUUUGGUUGUAUAUAUUUCUGUGCUUGUAUAAAUACGCAUUUACCUCCCCUCUAAUGUUCUUGGUUUUUAUUUAGACUUCAUCAGCUUUACUGAGUUCAAUAGAAGAUAAUUUAUUGUUACAGCUUGUUCCUUUUUUUAAGACCUAAAUAAAAUUGAAAUUUAGCAAUG